GCCGGUCAGUGUACGCCACUGAAUAAGACGAUCGUUUAAGGACCAUUCGCGGACCUCUUGCCGCAGUGUCUUCCACAGUGCUGCAACGCGCGUAUUAUUUGCUCCAGAGUUGGUUGGUUUUUAAAAAUUAUUUUUUCUUUUUGAUUUUUUGACACAGUUUUAAAGACAAAAAUAAUUUUACAGCGUUUUCACUCGAAGCGAAUAAGUAUAUACUAUUUAACGAGCUACACGGUGCCGCCGACACGAUGAAGUACACGACCUACCUCUUGGCCGCGUUAUUAUUGGUAACGCUGUGGUCAACAGAUGUAGACAGCAGACGAGUGAACCUGAAACCGGCGGCUSCUGACGAAGGUGAACAAGAAGACGCGCAGGCCUCUGCCGACGAUGAGGUGCGCCAGCAACAGUUCAAGCCAGUGUUGAUCGCACGCAGGCCUUUGCAACAAAGGCCACAGACGGAUGUCGAAACCGAACGGCAACCAGUGGUUGUGAUCAGACAAUCUCCCAGGGUGUUGCAGCAGCGAGCCCGCGAACAGCAACAAGAAGCUGCCGCCGAUGAAGAAGACGAACAGCCGGAGGUGAUCAUCAGACAGCAGCCAACGAGAGCAGGUCCGAGGUCACAGUCACCACAGGCCCAGCAUAUCGUCCAGCAGCGACUCAAGCAACAGGAACAGCCGCAGCAGCAAAAGGAACCGACCGCGCAGACCAUCCGAAACUUCAACAAACUGAACGAUGACGGUUCGUUCACGUUCGGUUACGAGGCUGACGAUGGUAGCUUUAAAGAGGAGACCAGRGGAACGGACUGUGUGGUCAGGGGCAAGUACGGUUACGUAGACCCGGACGGUAACAAACGGGAGUUCACGUACGUGCAAGGCAACCCGUGCGACCCGAACGCGGUUGCGGCGGAAGAAGACGAUGACCAACCAGGSAAACCGGGUGAAGAGGAGAACGUUCCCUCCAACAAUCCCGUGAACGCUGGCAAGCCCAAGCCCAAGAAGAACCGUCCGACCACCACACUGUUCCAGCAGACGUUCGGCGAUUUCGAACCACAGCCGCAAUCACAGCCGUCCACGACUCCACGCCCACCGGGUAGACAGCAGCUACAGCCGAUGUUCCAGGAAAGUCCCAGAAGACCACCCCCACAGAUAUUGUCACCAACCACGGCAGCGCCGCCACCAUCACCACAAUUCCUAUCAGCCGCCGGAAACUUGGAGUCGGCCAUCCGAAACUUGCCGCAACCAUCAUCGCCAUCGGGCAAGGUGCAGCUUCAAUCGCCCGCCGGGCCCAACUCUCCACUGUACACGACCGAACUGGUUUUCGACCCGGCCACCGGUCAAUACAACACGGUAAUAUUCCAACAGGUACCCAAACAGGAGGCCGCCAUCAACAUCAACCAGCGUCUGCCCUUGCAGGGAGCAACGGCUCCGACUAGACAACAGCCCCUACUGCAACAGCAGUUCCGACCCCAAGCCCCACCACAAUUCCAACAACCACAACCACAAUUCCGACCGGCGAUCCAACCGUUCCAGUCGCCGUUCCAGCCUCAGAGACCGGUCGAAUUUGACUUCCAGCGGCCUUCCGCAGGAUUCCCUGGAGCUCCGGGRCCACAACAGCAAUUGGUGCAGCAGCAGCAAGCCACGGCUUUCCAACAGUCCCAAAACCUAUUCAGACAACAGCARCAGAAACAGCAACAGCAACAGCAAUCGUUCCAACCGCAAUCAUCGCMGCAGUUCUUCCCUCCGCCAUCACAGCGUUUUGAACCGGCGUCGCAGUUCRCGCCAAAACAGCCACAGCGAUUCGAACAGCAACCGGAWGCGCACCAACAGCAAUUCGURCUCGUCCAACCUGGCCGAACACCCGGACAACAAAGCUUGGCCGYCGGCCAGAUCGACGCGUUUCUAAGAGGCCAUAACGUGCAAUUCUAGACGGAAUAAUUCAAUAAUAUUUCCAUUUGUAAAUAACAUAUUAAUAAUAAUAAUAGUAUAGACAUUGCGUACAGCGACUCAUACUAUACAUUUUCGCUAUACGCCAUUCAUUAUAUAGGUGUGAUAACUAUAUAAUAUACAUACAUUAUACAUAAUAUUAUAUUUUGUAUAUUUU
Diuraphis noxia (Russian wheat aphid) is the source of this 2097-nucleotide messenger RNA. RefSeq lists its product as uncharacterized. Lineage: Eukaryota; Metazoa; Arthropoda; Insecta; Hemiptera; Aphididae. The record is from RefSeq and is a predicted model, not a curated record.